AAGAACUCUGCCAUUCCCAACAAAUUUAUACAUAUCUUGAUCUGCAUUCCUAAUAAAUUAUAUGUUUCAUCAUUCUUUCCCCACCCCCCUAUAAAUUUCCUCCCUUUAAUUUCUCUUUAACACAGGAACAAUGCCUGAAACCCAAGAUGCUGUGGAACUUCCCAUAUUGGAUAUGUCUCAGCCAUUGGAUUCAUCUUCUUUGUCAUCCCUUUCUGAGGCCUGCAAAACAUGGGGUUUUUUCCUCAUAACAAAUCAUGGAAUCUCCAAAGAUCUUUACAACAGAAUCCAUCUGCUUUCAAACCAACUCUUCAGUCUUCCUUCUGAUACCAAACUUGAACUUGGUCCCUUGUCUUCCUUAGGAACGUACACUCCUCAUUUCAUAGCUUCUCCUUUCUUCGAAAGUCUGCGAGUAUCUGGGCCAAACUUCCUGAAAUCUGCUCAAAGUUCCAUAGAUAUUCUCCUUCAGAAACAGAAUUCUGAAUUUAGUGAGGCAGUGCAAGAGUAUGGGAAGAGAAUGACAAAAUUAUCAAUGAAAAUCAUAGAGAUUUUGCUGGUGAGCUUAGGAGAUGGUUUUCAGAAGAAAUACUAUGAAUCCGAGUUCAAGAAUUGUCAUGGAUAUUUGAGGAUUAACAACUACUCACCGCCUGAGGGAGAUGAAGUAGAAGGGCUAGGAAUGCACACUGACAUGAGCUGUGUUACCAUUGUUUAUCAAGAUGAAAUAGGAGGACUUCAGGUGAGAUCAAAGGAAGGGAAGUGGAUGGACAUAAGGCCCUGCGAGGGGACCCUUGUAGUGAACAUAGGGGAUAUGCUCCAAGCUUGGAGCAAUGACAAGUUCAGGUCAUCAGAACACAGAGUUGUGCUAAAAAGACAAGUGACUCGUUUCUCUCUAGCUUUCUUUUGGUGUUUUGAGGAUGAGAAGAUCAUAAUGGCACCAGAGGAGGUCGUUGGAGAGAAAAACAUGAGACUGUACGAACCAUUUGUCUGUUUGGAUUACCUGAAGUUCAGAGAGAGCAAUGAGAAAGGCAGGUUUGAAAAGGUUGGAUACACUGUUAAGGACUUUGCCGGUAUUUGAAUCUGAUUAUCUACUGAAAUCUGAGUUUUUUCUUUAGCAUUCUUGUGCGGAAGUUGGAAUGUUGAAGAGAAUAAGAAUCUGUUUGGAGACUUUGACCUGCUGCUGGUUGGUUGCAGAAUGAAGCAGUUGAAUGAAUUUCUACUUCCAUUGUUGCAUGUGUAUCAAUUUCUUUAUUGUGUACUCAUGUACGGAGAUAUAAUAAAUGUAGCUUUUCAAA
Molecule: messenger RNA, 1289 nt
Organism: Rubroshorea leprosula
Lineage: Eukaryota; Viridiplantae; Streptophyta; Magnoliopsida; Malvales; Dipterocarpaceae
Source: the annotation of a GenBank genome assembly